ACGCUCUCAUCUCUGUGUUGAUUAAAUUGCGUUAAUUUAACUAUUUUAUUGUAAUUUGUCAACAUACUCUUUGUUCAUUGAUAAAAAAAGUAAAUAUCAUAAGAUUUAUUCAAAUGAUUUAGUGUGUGAACGAGGUCAAAAUGAGUAAUAUUUACAUUCAAGAACCACCUGCGCUAGGAAAGGUGCUAUUAAAGACAUCAGCGGGUGACAUAGACAUAGAGUUAUGGACAAAGGAGGCCCCCAAAGCGAGCCGCAAUUUCAUACAACUAUGUAUGGAAGGGUACUAUAAUGGCACAAUAUUCCACCGAGUGGUUCCGGGCUUCAUAGCACAGGGUGGUGAUCCAAAUGGAGACGGUAUGGGCGGAGAAUCCAUCUACGGAGCACCUUUCAAAGAUGAGUUCCACACCAGACUCCGGUUCAACCGGCGAGGUCUUGUGGCCAUGGCCAAUGCGGGGAAGGAUGACAACGGAUCCCAAUUCUUCAUCACGCUUGGAGCUACUCCAGAACUGCAAAACAAGCAUACUAUAUUUGGAAAAGUCACCGGUGAAACUAUAUACAACGUAUUAAAACUGACCGAAGGUCUAAUAGGCCCCGACGACCGUCCUGACCACCCACAUAAGAUCACCGGGGGCACGGUGAUCAUUAACCCGUUCGACGACAUCCAACCGCGGGUCGCGGCCCCUAAACGCGUUGAGGUCACUAAGAAAAAGAAGGAGCGCGCGGUGGCUGUUAAAAACUUCGGUUUGCUUUCCUUCGGCGAAGAAGCAGAGGAGGACGAGGGUGAAGCGAUGGAGUACAGAGGGAAGCCCAAAUCUACCCACGAUCUGCUAGAAGACCCUAAACUUAGCAAAAUGACCGCCGCAGAAUUAGAAGAACAAAACCAAAAAGAUAAACCGCCGACACAAGAGGAAAUAAAUGAGAAAAAAGAGGAAACAGCAGCGACCGUGUCCAGUAUAAGAGACAAGCUUAAGAAGAGAAGUCCAGAGCGGGAGCGAAGUGGCAGUCCAGAGGGAAAGAGACGGAAGAGUGAGAGCGAGGAGGAGGAGUAUUAUAUUGGGAUGGAAAGGGAUAAGGAGAGAAGGAAAGAGAGAGACAGAAUAAGAAACGAAAUAAAACAGUUGAAAAAAGAAAUGAACGCGCCCAAAGAAGAUAAAAAGGAGGAAAAAGAAGAACAGAAAGAAGAUAAAAAGACAAUUAAAGAAGACAACGAGAUGUACAAGGAUUAUGUCGAGGAACAGGAGAAAUAUAAGAAGAUGAAGGAGAAAUUACCUAAAAAAGGAGCUGCCAGAAGCAGACGUACGAAAGUAUCAAGAAAACCGUUCAAAAAGAAACCUUGGGUCAAGAAUUUAUACGAAAACCGGGAUUACCCUGACAACUACACAGAUUCCAAAUUUCUCGAAGAACUAAGGAAGAAUUUAUUUGUAGAAAAAGUGACUUUAAAACAAGGUGUACAAGGCUCAUUUCGAGUUGUACUAAGACUCUCUAUAUGCGUAUUAUAUGCUGUUCUAUUUACUUAUAUGUAUAACGAUUGGACGCACACAUAUACAGUUAUAUAUGUAGCUAUAACUUUUACUAUAUGUAGUUAUAUCCUAUAUUUAAUAGUCGAAGGUAGCGAAUUACUUAGCAAUUUAAAAACUGUCCUAGUAUAUUUAGUAAUAGGAUACCUAGUAUCACCUAUAUUACAUACUUUGACGGAUACUGUUAGUACUGAUACUAUAUACGCUUGGGCUGUCAUUAUGAUGUUGGUACAUAUGAUUUUCUUUGACUACGAAGUACCGAUAGCAUUAGUGUCAAAAUCACUGUCAAUAAACGCCGCCAUCUUUGGCUCCGUGUGUUUGGCUUCAAGAUUGUCAACUCCUUUUGACGCGUUCGUGCUUUUGACAGUUUCUGUCAUUUUUUUUGUAUUGAGCCCGCAACUUUUUAAAGUUUUACUAAAAACCAAGUUAUUCUUGCCUUUAUGUAUUUUUACAGUGAUUUUGACGGUUAUUAGUUUAUAUUUAGUUUCGGUGACGUUGUUAUUUUAUUAUGUCAUUUUGGUCAGUAUUUUGACAGUUUACUGUCCUGUCAUGUUUGUCAGAUGGCAGAAAUAUAAGGAUAAUAUUUAUGGACCUUGGGAUGAGGCUGUCAUUAAUGAUUCAGAUGAUUUAGAUGAAUAAAGCUUCACGUUAGAGCUACUCGCCAAGUUCAAAAACAAAUUGCACGCUAUAAAGGAGAAGGCGUCUACGUCAGAGGCGGAAGCGGGAGCGGGCGCGGAAGCGGACGAUGACAACCAUAAUAGUGACGACUGGCUGGGUCACACCCUCAAAUUCGAAGAAAAAGGCCCCCUCCUAGCGAAAGACGCCUCCACAAAAGGGGACGAUUGGUUCGACAUAUACGACCCGAGGAACCCAAUUAAUAAGAGAAAGAGAGAGAACACUGAUAAGAAGACUAAGAAAUAGUAGUCGUUUAACAUCAAUUUUCGGGUCUUGGUUACUUAAGCCCAAGAUUUUUUCAAUUUCAAAGUU
Cydia splendana is the source of this 2504-nucleotide messenger RNA. Its product is annotated as spliceosome-associated protein CWC27 homolog. Gene Ontology annotation, molecular function: peptidyl-prolyl cis-trans isomerase activity. Gene Ontology annotation, biological process: GPI anchor biosynthetic process; protein folding; protein peptidyl-prolyl isomerization. Gene Ontology annotation, cellular component: glycosylphosphatidylinositol-N-acetylglucosaminyltransferase (GPI-GnT) complex; membrane. Lineage: Eukaryota; Metazoa; Arthropoda; Insecta; Lepidoptera; Tortricidae. The record is from RefSeq and is a predicted model, not a curated record. The transcript has 11 exons.